Molecule: messenger RNA, 7630 nt
Organism: Dermacentor andersoni
Lineage: Eukaryota; Metazoa; Arthropoda; Arachnida; Ixodida; Ixodidae
Product: spondin-1-like
Biological process (GO): cell adhesion
Cellular component (GO): extracellular matrix
Molecular function (GO): serine-type endopeptidase inhibitor activity
Source: RefSeq, a predicted model, not a curated record
CGCCGAAAGGGGCACCGGCGGAAAAGCUUCCUGGCCAAGAUGCACCCCUUCCCUUCCCCGUCCCACUCAUCCACUUCAUCUCGUCACCUCACAUGUUUUGCCCUCCCGUCAAACCUUCUCCCGGUGUCCCCUCUCGGACGGCGUCCGGCUGAGAGCCACCUUUUUUUUUUUACCCUCCACCAGCACCCUCCCCCAUUUUACACUCCCGUAACGCCCUCGCCCACCAAGAGUGGCGCGUCUAGACGUCCUCUCCCAAGCGGCUCCACUCCCCCUCUCCCAACCGGCGGCCCAUUCGCCGGCCGCCCAAGCCCCGAGUUUUCGCUCGGAGGCCCGAUACCGGCGCGGCCGUGCGACGCACUCAGACCCGCAUCGACCGUCGACGCGGUCGGGCCCCUCACGAGUUUCGAGGACGUCGCCCACGAGUACGCCUGCCUCCGCCGCCGCAUCCUCAUGGCUCAGAGACGCGGCGUGUUCGGACCCCUGGCUCUGGGCACCGCGCUGGCGUCCGCGGUACUCGCGGCUGCCCUGUCGCUGCCCCCGGCCUCGAUGGCCCUGACGCUGGCUCCGGACCCCGAGUCCGGAACCGAGCCCGGCGACGUCGUCGGUCCCACGCCGCACCGACCCCGAUACCUGGGACCCUGCAACCGGGUGCCGCCCGGCGUGGUCACCGAGCGCUCGCCGGGCUACAACAACUUCAGCAUCGUCAUCUCGGGCAACCCGAAGAAGUACGUGCCCGGAGAAGCGUACACGGUAUCCAUACAAGGGCGCAAAGAGGCGCUUGGAGGAGCCACGUCGCAGAAGUUUAUAGGAUUCAUGCUAGUAGUUGAAUCCCAGGAUCAAAAUAGAAUCACCCAAGACGUGGGAAGUUUUCAGUUAUUCGGCGAUGCGUUGUCUAAAUUUUCAGAAGACUGCCCGCACGCGGUGGUGCAGACUUCCCUCGUGCACAAGGCCGAGGUCAGCGUCCUCUGGGUCGCACCGCCGGCGGGCUCAGGAUGCGUGCUAUUCAAAGCCACAGUAGUGGAAAAUCGCGACGCAUGGUAUAUGGACGAAGGAGAAUUAACUAAGGAGCUAUGCCAAGAAGAGCAGCAGAACGACGACGAGCAACCAGAAGUGCUUGACGAAUGUUGCGCCUGCGACGAAGCCAAGUACGAGAUGACCUUCGAGGGACUCUGGUCGAGAUAUACGCACCCCAAGGGAUUCCCGGACAACGAGUGGCUGACCCAUUUUUCGGACAUAAUCGGUGCCUCGCACGCGGCUGACUUCAAGAUGUGGGAGUACGAGGGAUUCGCCUCGGAGGGAGUCAAGAGCGUCGCCGAGCACGGCGCCACCAAGAAGCUCGAGUCGGAGCUCAAGGCCGAGUCGGGCAAGAUCAGGACCAUCGUCAAGGCCCGCGGUCUGUGGUACCCCAACGUGAACGGGAAGACGUUCGCCGUGUUCCGCGUGGACAAGAAGCACCACGUGAUGUCCGUACUCUCCAUGCUGGGCCCAAGCCCGGACUGGAUCGUGGGCGUCAGCUCGCUCGAGCUAUGCCUCAAGAACUGCUCCUGGAUCACCGAGAAGACCAUGAACCUCUACCCAUGGGACGCAGGGACCAGCGAGGGCGUCACAUACGUCAUUGGUCAGCGCGAAGCCACAUCCCCCCAGCAGCGGAUCCAGAAGAUCUCGUCGAGCCACCCACACCACCCGGACUCGCCUUUCUACGACCCCACCGGGGCCCCGAUGAAGCCCGUGGCCCGAUUGACGGUCACGAGGCAGCGUAUCUACGAGAAGUCGUGCGACGAAGACGUCGAGCCCAACACGCCGGCGCCGUUGGAGACGCCCUCUCCCGUCGACCUGAGGCCGACAUUGGAAAAUAUAUCCGCCGAGUGUGCCGUCACCGAGUGGUCCAGCUUCGGGCCUUGCAGCGUGACUUGCGGACAGGGCGUGAGGACGCGGACGCGCAACUUCAUCAUGCGCGACAAGGCGUUCAUGUUCAACUGCAAGACGCAACUGGUCGACCGGGAGGUGUGCGAGAUGGACUGCGCCGGGGGCGUGAGCUGCGAGACGACUCCGUGGAGUGAGUGGAGCGAGUGCAGCGUCACCUGCGGCAAAGGCGUGCGCAUCCGGCAGCGAAAGUACAAGCAGCACAUGGCCAGGAAGCGCUGCACGCUCGAUCUCAUGGAGAAGGAGAUGUGCGUCGCCGACAUGCCAACCUGCAAGGACGCCCCCGAAGUGCUGGACCCAAACUGCGCGGUGACCCAGUGGGCGGAGUGGUCUCCGUGCACGGCCACCUGCGGCAAGGGAAUCAAGGUCCGCACUCGGGCCUACCUCAACGCCAUGGCGGCCGCCAUGGCCAUGUGCAACGUGGAGCAGAUUCAGAAAGCCCCCUGCAUGGCCGAGAACGCUGACUGCAAGAUCGACAGCCAGGAGGCGCACGAAAUCUGCCUGCUGCCCAAGGACAUCGGACCGUGCCGGGGCUACUUUCCGCGCUGGUACUACGACUCCACCAAGCGGAUGUGCCUGCAGUUUGUAUACGGAGGAUGCCGCGGCAACAGGAACCGAUUCGAGCGAUAUGCUGAGUGCAACAAAAUGUGCGAGGUCACAAUAUCACAGAUAACGCAAGGACUCCUGUCGCCUUCGGCACUGGGCCAAAGCUACGCCAUGAAAGACACCACUCUGCACGUGGAAAAGGGCCUUGUCUGUGCGCCCAUCGGCAAGCUCAACGGCAUGGCGCCGGUCAACGUGCUGCCGACGACAAGCGACGAGCCCACGUCGCCGGUCAUCGACUGCGUGCUGACGCCGUGGUCUCAGUGGGGGCCCUGCUCCAAGACGUGCGGCAACGGCCGUCGGGAGCGACGGCGCAUGAUCAAGCUGAACCCGCAGAACGGGGGCAAGGCGUGUCCCAAGCGACUGGUCCAGAGACGAAAGUGCAAGGAGAACCCGCCGUGCCCGGAAACAAAGGAACCGAGAAAAGGGAAAAAAGACCGCAACAAAGCGGUGGACUGCAUGCUGACGCCGUGGAGCGAGUGGCGUCCCUGCUCCAAGACUUGUGGGCCAGGUGCAGUGCAGGAGCGACAUCGCACCAUCAAGCGGCACCCGAAGAACGGCGGAUCCAGCUGUGACGCUACUUUCGAACGGCGCUACUGCACACUGCCACCGUGCGACUACCGCCGACGCUAGCCACCGGGAAGGCCGCUGGGCCAUCCCCUCCGCAGCGGGACGGUGCACUAACAUGUGCCAAGCCGAAAGUUACCUGGUACGAGUACUUCAAGACGCCACCCGACACGAUUGCACACAUAUCGCCUGGGCCUUCGACCUCUAUCCAGUUUCUCUCUCGACCACCACGCACACUUCACGAAUCGACUACCGCUUCUGCUGUCACGCUGCUGCGUAGUGCUGCUAUAGAACGCUGCUCUUAGACCGCAGAGCUCUGUAGGCUUACUCGAAUUCAGUAGUUCCCUUGAAGACGCAUCUCUAAACGCUGGUUAGCGCUGUUUCGAAGAUAGCUAAAGAAGAAAACGGUGCUGAGAAAAACAAAGAAACCUGCUCCAUGGCAUCAAGCUCCUUCUCGCCGACUUGCACUACUACACUACUGCUGCUGCUACUCAUCUACGUUGCACAAGGUCACCGCACCACGUGACUCCUGCUCCGCGCGCUCGCUGAUUUCGCUGUUCCUUUAAUCCUUUUGCCAAGGUCGGCGCGACGCUGUAGAUAGACGUAAGGCUGCUUUUUAGGGCACAAUCGCGUUUCACUGAUCGUGGAAUGCGUCUACCAAAGAACGACGUCGAGUGUACGUGUGAACAGAACGACGAGCUUCCAUGUACAUGCGAGGCUCAGCGAAAGCCCGGCAGUUGCCUCAAAAACUGAGGCCAGAACAAUAGUAAGCGAGCAGUACUGCUGCCACUGCUCGCUUUUGUUCGAAGUAAUUGUUAGUAAUAAUCCAGUGUUCGUAUAAAAGAGUGUACGCCGUUGUACAAAGAGAGCCCCGGUAAAGUUACGUGUUAUGAUCAUUAAGAAACCUCGUCGUGUGAUUACUAAUAGCUCGUGCGUUAUGUCGUUAGCCUUUCUGAGCUCUUCGAGCGUGCGUUGUAAAUAUUUCUUGCGCCAAUUUGCUGGUCCGAAAACGAGUUCGUUAGAAGCUGACGGCCGAUAUAAGUUCCUCGACAAGCGUAUGUCACGUGAGCUUCCCGUUGAAGAAAGUAAGGCGCGAAGAAACGUCUACCCUAAUUUCUGCAUAUGUCCUAAACUACUGUACCAAUGCUUCGGGAAAGAAUGACCGCGGCAUGUUGCGGUACCGCAAGGCUCAGUGUUUAUGAUGGACUGGUGAGAUAGGUAUCUGAUCGUUAGCACUGUUGACAUGACAGUACAUAUUUACGGCUCACUUCUUGAAGCAUCUAAAUAAAGCAGGAACCCUUUGGACAUGCAAGUUUUGACUAUAUUCAGCGAUGAAACGCCUUCGACACAAAACUACAUAUGCUCUUUCGCACGAGGUUCGCACGCCCGGCUCUUUAUUGAGAAAUGCUCUCCAGUCGCGUCACAAUUGUUUAUGUUUGAUGAGAAUUCUUACUUUGGUGAAUGGUUGAGGAAGACUAAGAUCAUUUCACAAACCUGUUAGCUACUACGCUCAGGACUUAAGGUUUUCCCACUUCCUACGAGAACGCCUCUGCGGAAUAUACAGGCGUGCUGAAGUCAAAGUACUUUGUCAUCAUCUAAUAAGAACUGGGUUUCAAUGAACCAGUAGUCGAAAGUUUUUUUUUUAGCGGUUUCCGACGACAGGUGAAGCAAAUCUCCGGAGGCGCGAGAUACGGGUUCACAUCCUUAUCUUACUUGGAGCUCAUGAUCUGGUGUUACCGGCCAUUCGUCAAAUCGAUUAUAUACAUUUUAUAUCACAAAUUACUAAUGAAUUCAAAUCGUGCGAUCCCACUACUACCUUGCGAUAAAAAAUUUACGUUUCGGUCGACGUCUUACUAUAGGACCUCUCAACAAAUUGUAGCACACUGGGACAUGCGACAGCAUUAACGACUUUUUCACUGUUCAACUUUUCGCCAUGAAAAUAAUGUUAAGGGGAAAAUAACGACCCGUACGCGAUAACACGCUCGUUCAUGACUUCCCAAGAGCUCCCGCGGAAACGUUUUCAUCGAAAGCUUAUAUCGUGCGCCUCUAUUCAAAAACGACGAGGCUGAAAGCAAAAACUUAGUUGCCGCAUGGUUAUCUGUCGGUGUGCCGCAUUACUUUCAAAAACAUGCAUCCUGCGGCUCAUUCGUAAUUCACGCGACGCUGUCGGAUGCUUCGCAGACCACAUCUAAGCUUUGUGCCAGUAGCCUUUGUCUCUGACGUACACGUCGUAGAACUUGCAGCACUGCAAAGGUCCUCCCACUGUUUCCCGGUGUUCUCUGUAUUCUAAGUCCCGUCGUUCAUGGCAUGACCCUGGGAUGUCUCAAGCCAAAAGAACAUCGGCCGCUUUGCCCGGUCAUUGCCAUUUCCACGUCUUCCGAACGCGCCUUCGAAGGUGACCACGGCUGUUUUCGAGUUGGUCAGAGGCAGCUAAGAAAAGAAGGCUUCUUUUUCAAGCGGUUUUCGCAUCUCAGCAUUUAUCUAUCUAUUUCUGUGUGUAUACAUGUUUAUCCUGUAAACGCAACUGAACUAAACAUAGGUGGUGCCUUUAUGAAAACGAAAAAAAAAAGAUCAUUCGCAUCCUCGUUGCCCCGUUUCAGUUCCUCAGUUUCUUUUCUCUUCCCUUUUGUGGGGUUGUCGAAGUUGUGCGCAAUUGCGUCUCAUAACUAUGAAGGUUGGACAGAUUUUUGACGCUCAGGGGUGCUAUGUUGCGCGAAGAGCUAUCGUGCAACUUGGCCUCCGAGCUGAGGGCACAGCGAACUGCAUACACUGACGUGUUUCGCAUCAAGCAAUGAAUCAACGGAGAUCGCUUGACACAGCCAGAAAAAAAAAAAAGAAUCCUCGCAAUUAGGAUUAUUAUUUUGCACGCGCAAGUGACUUUCAUUUGUGGAGUAGUUGGCAAAAACAAAAAGCUUUUAUCAACGGCAAAUGUCAGCUUCGUCUGCGCAACGCCCAGCCCAAGUUAAAUAUAACGAAGUAGACGGAACACCAGAACUGUAUCGUUAAAUUGUCAACGCUUGAAACAUUCGUAAGACUAAGAUAGUUUAUUCAAGAGUGAGAAAUCGUUAAAUUGGCAACGCUUGAAACAUUCGUAAGACUAAGAUAGUUUAUUCAAGAGUGAGAAGGAGAUGUAAUUUGCGACUGCGUGAGCUUUGUGGGACUAAGUGUGGACUAAGACUGCACUGAGAAGGUAACACACUUUUCAGCUAGACUUCGGCAGAGCAGCUGGCGCCAUCCGGUAGAGCCGGCGUUAAUCUUGCUGUGCUAAGACACAUCAACAGACUUUCUGGUAUCGUGAAAGAAAAGCAAUCCGCCUCAUGCUAUGAAGAUGAUGUGCUUACUGUAACAAUACGUGAACAAAAUCUUGAGGUAUUUAACAGAACAGGUCACUUAUGACCACAUAAGCCAUAUUUUUCCAGGAAACUACAUUAAAUCGGGAUACAACGAGUUUACUUCAUUCCUCCGAGGCUUUCAAUGCAUUACGCUUUAUGGAUAUGUGUCAAAAAUGGAGGGCACUUAUUUAGGUUGAAAAUAUCCUAUGUAUAGUUUCGUUAACACUAUGUGUCAUGCUCUUCGACAUCUUAUGUCGACGCUGAAGCGCAUUCUUUAUCGGCAAAGUUGAACAUUGCCUCCACUCCAGUAGCCUCUCACGUUCCUUCAAGCCGAUCUCCCGAGGUUCUUGUGGUUGUUGCGAAGGCCUUGUUUUUUCUGUGUGUGGUGUUUAAUAACUUUAGUCAGAACGAUUGUAGCAGAUGAGUGUCGUCGUUUCGCAUAGCUUUCGAAGUGGUGUCACUGUCCUCUUGUUGUGAAGCAAAAUGAUUAUUUUCCUGUCUCUUUGCCCAGCGCUCGAAGCUUGUAUAUCCUGUCGCACAACUCUCGACGACAUCGGACGCUAUGAGGCGCAACUUCUUGUCUUCUUAUUUUUUUUCCCGAGUCCUAAGGGUUUUCUCGGGACGGUGCCCGAAACACAGGAACAUGCGUAGAAGUGAGGCACAGAUUAAAAUUCGCCUGCAAACAUGAGCUAGGAGAGGUGACCUUGUCAAACUAAAAUCAAAAUAACACCGCCGACUAGCGCGGUUUACGAUGCAUACUUACAUAGGUGCAAUUCUUUUGUUGAGAUGCCGUGUCUCCACUCAACUUGUGUUCAUUGCAAGAUCAAAUUUUCGGAAACUGAGACGUGAUUUGUCAUUCACAGAACAAAAUUUCAGAAAUCGUGGUUCAACACGUUGAACUGAAGUAAUCCUCCUCUCGACGUCGUCUUCCUUACGUAAACAAAAACUUUUGAUGAAAAACAAGCACCAGCCCCACAAAAGAAAUAAUGACUAACUUGUCACUUGAAAAAAAAAAUCACCUCAGGGUUACACUGCGAGUAUGCCGAAGUUUCUGUUGCAACAAGCGCUUGACACUGGUGGUUGUGCCAAUUUUUUUCUUACGUUGUUUCUUGUCGUCCUGUCUAUGCCUAGCCAGAGCGACUGUACAGUUAGAUCAUUGUUAAUCAGAUGCAAUAUUUCAUAAAAUAAAAUUUCUCUCGAGGAAA